Molecule: messenger RNA, 426 nt
Organism: Porites evermanni
Lineage: Eukaryota; Metazoa; Cnidaria; Anthozoa; Scleractinia; Poritidae
Source: the annotation of a GenBank genome assembly
AUGUCGCUGCUCCCAUUUUAUCUUCGCUUGUGGAAAAAUAUGGCUCGUUCGCUUUACGCGACCCCCCCCCCCCCCCCCCCCCCCCCUUUUAAAAAAAAACCCCAACAACCCCCAACCUUAUUCAACCCCCCCCCCCCACUACCCAUCCAUAAAUUUAUUAAAAGUACACAAAUAAAAAACAAAUCAAAAAACAAAAAAAAGAGGGGGUGUGCAGCCGUUUCAACACUCCGAAGUGGGUCUGGAGUGGGUUCUACUAAACAAAACAUAAAGUUANGUAGCAAGAAACACUACAGUUGCGUAAUAAGCAGCCAUGCUCCUUUGUCCUCCAAAUUCCUUGACUUGAGCAGGUAUCCCUUGGCUUUGACCGAUGGAUUGAUGAUCCUGGAGAAAUAUGUAGAUGGAGAGAUCAUAGAGCUGGAUGGGUGA